CGUUCGGUUUUUUGUGAUAAUUAAGUUUUCAAAUGGCGCCGACGAACCAGAAAAGAAAAAACGACAAACCUCAAAUUAAAGAUGGCAAUUUUAGGAAAGAACGACAAGCGUCAGGUGGGGUAAACAAGAAAAAGAAGUGGAUCCCACACAACAAAAUGUUUGAAGGCAGCGUUAAAGAAGGUCAAGGGUUUGCUUUUAAGAAAAAGGAGAAAGUCAGACAUGAGUACAACAAACUGCUGAGAAGGGAGCGUAAGAAGAACCCCAAGGCCGAUGUGGUGUACAAGGAGGAGUACCCACAACACCUCAAGCAUCUGUACCUAGCGGAGGCUGAGCAACUGAGGAAACAGGCUUGGGAAAACAGAGUGAACAGGAGCAAGCUAAGAAUGAAAGGGCAGAUGAAGGAUGGAACUGAAAAUAACGCCGAUGUUCCUGACACAGACUUUGCUGGAGGAUCUGAGCUGAUGGACUCUGCUUCUGGGAACCCUGAGCCAACAACAUCGGAGCAAGAAAGUGUUCCAAUAAGCAACCGCAUGCGAAAGAAAAUGCAACGGAAGACAUCUUACCAAAAGACGAAGGAGGAAUUUGAGAACGUUCAAGAAAAACGGAGACUAAAGAAAGAGGCAUACCUGAAAAACAAGCAGCAGAGAGAAGAAGCCAUUCAGAGGUACAAGCAGAAAAAAGUUGAGACUUUCCGCCUCCUGAGUCAGAAGACUAAGAAAGGACAGCCGAACUUGAACGUUCAAAUGGAAUAUUUACUUCAGAAGAUCCAAGGAACUGAUAAAUGACUCCUCUGCUUGAACUGAUUUAACUGACUACCAUUUAAAACCUGAAGGAGGGCUGUGAUUUUACUCUGUUUGCCUGGAAUGAUUCUCAGCUGUAACUGAGGAAAACCUCUACAUCUUAUGUUUCAGGUUAUUUUGUAACAUUUGUGUGCAGAAGGACUGUCAAACCACCAGAUGGCAUUGUGGUUUGGAGAUAUGUUGUUUUUUUGUUUUUUUUAAGUUUAUUUCUUGUAUAAAAUAAAAGAAAAAGAAAGCAUUUUUUUGUUCUUUAAACUAACGAAAAACUCAUUGUUUUUGACCAAUAACAACAAUCAACUCUUCAGUUGACUGUUAGUGUGCGAUUUUACUUUUCCACUGCGAGUUAAAUCAUUAAACAUUCAAGGAA
Xiphophorus couchianus (Monterrey platyfish) is the source of this 1167-nucleotide messenger RNA. It is a transcript of the gene ccdc59, whose product is annotated as coiled-coil domain containing 59. The record is from RefSeq and is a predicted model, not a curated record. NCBI's taxonomy places the organism in Eukaryota, Metazoa, Chordata, Actinopteri, Cyprinodontiformes, Poeciliidae. Bases 33 to 785 code for a protein of 250 amino acids. The transcript is spliced from 4 exons. Gene Ontology annotation, cellular component: nucleus.